UUGCACAUCAUGGAACAGCAUGGCACAACCUAGCACAGCAUGGCACGGCAUGGCACGGCACAGCUCGCUUUGGCACAGCACAGCUCGGUGCAUCCCUCCAAGAGGUCCAACGCCGCAGUGCGUGCCCGCAGCAUCAGGACAGGGUGUCCCAGCCCACCCAGCACAGCGACACUCCCGUCACCGCCGCCCUCUGUCCCCGAGCGAGGCGCACAAGGGGACGCUUUCUGCGGGGACAAGGGGGCUCUGUGCAGGGCCCGCGGUGCCACCCGGCCCCGCCGCCCCGGGGGUCACACGGCCGCGCUGCCAGCGCCCCGGUGACGCCGUGCCCUCGUGCCUCACUGGGGCUUUGUUUUGGCCGCGGGGGACAAUUUGUGCUGGGGACCAGGAGGCUGCGUCCCACGGGACACGCAGCCAUCGCGCCGCCGAGCCCUGCGUGCUCCAAACACCCAGACCUGGCCUCGGAGCUCCAGGUGCAGCCUGGCAGCGGAGUCAAAAACACGGUGUGGGGUUUGGAAAAGAAAAGAGAAGAGAAAAAAAAAAAGAAGAGCCAACAAAAAGACACCAACCCAGCUCUUUUGCUUACCUUGCUCUUCUUGCUCGCGAGGCUGCGGUGCUUGGCCGGGCCCGUGGCGGGUGUGCGGGCAGCAGAGGGGGACGUUUCUGUUGCUUUCUCUUUUGUUUUUGGUAAAAGUGAGGCAGGCACUAACACCUCACGCUGUGCUGGCAGACGCUUGCUCUGCCUUGGGAAAAGCCGCUCGUAGCAGAAGAGGAAACGGCAGCCAAGGCAGCGGGGUGCUGCUGCGAGCCCGGGGGGUGCCGCUGUGCCCUCGGGGGACCGGGAACCCCAAAAAGAGGGGGACCCGGGGAGGACGGAGCCCGAAAGCUGGGGAUCCCCGAGCAGCCCAUGCUGGGGUGGUUGCUGCUGGCGCUGGCGGCGCUGGCGCGGGGCGGCACCGCCGAGCCCCCCGACUUCUCCUGCUUUAAGCAAUGCAGCUCCUGCGACUUCCUCUGCUCCUGGCCGCCCCGCGGCCCCGCCGGCAACACCACCUACGUCCUGGUGCUCUGCUACGCGACGUCGCGGACGUGCCCGCGGUACGAGGCGGGUGCCGCCACGACCUACACCCUGCCGCGGCACCGCGUCUACGUCCUCACCAACACCACGGCCUGGGUGGAGGCGCGGUGGGGACCCCACCUGCACCGCAGCCCCAACCUCACCCUGUACCUCAACGAGGCCGUGAAGCUGGAUCCCCCCCCCGACGGGAUGAAGUUCACCAAGGCCAAGGGGUUCCUGCAGCUCCGGGUGCCACGGCCGCCGUUCCGCGGCAGGGACCGAGCGCUGAGCAGGGAGGCUCGCUUCCGCGGGGUGGGCAGCCUCAGCUGGACGCAGGUGCUGUGCGAGACAGGGAAGAGCGAGGACAACAAGGAGGACCCAGUGACCUGUGACCUGGGGGGAAACGCUGCCUUUGAGGUCCAGCUCCGGCAGAAGACGCAGCACUGGAGCAGCUACUGGAGCGACUGGAGCAAAUCCAUCUUCGUCCCUGAGGAAAUCCUGGAGAGCCCAGAGCUGAGCUUCCAGCUGGGAAACCUGGGGAAAAACGGGCAGAGGCUGCUGCAGCUGAGCUGGCAGAGAGCUCGCGAGGAGCAGGGGAACGUCACCUACACGCUGAGCGCCCACAUGCCGGCGUGCCGCUGCCCCACGCUGCCCGAGGUCGACGAGGUGGUGCUGGGACCCGAGGUGACGGUGCACAACCUCACCCUCUGCGGGGCCGAGUACGAAAUCCUACUGACGGCAACCAACGCCGCCGGCACCAGCCCCACGCGGCAGCUCCACGUGCCGGCCGAGCAGCACGCAGAGCUCAGCUUUAAGGACGUCAGCUCGGCCGGCGAGGCGGUGAUGGUGCGAUGGGAGGCGCCGAGCCACGGCUUCGUGUACUGCUUCGAGCAGCAGCCGCUGCCGGGAGCGCCCCAGCAGGGCCUCUGCGUCCAGCAGGAGUUCCCUGCAAAGAGCUCCCACCUGGAGAGAGGGUCGCUGGAAGCUCCGGCGUGUUACCGGCUCGCCGUGCACGGCCGGAGCGCGGGGCAGGAUUGGGCCACCUUCGCCCUGCAGCAUCAUUUCACCGGCAACACCUCGCUGGCCGCCUCCAUCCACAUCAACGCCAGCGCCGAGGCCGCCGUCCUCCGGUGGGAACCGUCCCCCCGUGCCGCCUGCCCCGGGGCGCUGGCGAGGUACCUGGUGUGCCACGCGGCUGAAGGGGACAACGUGACGUAUGGUGAAGCGGACGCGUCGGCCUCGCGCUACACCCUCCGAAACCUGCGGCCGGGCACAGCCUACCGGGUCGGCAUCCAGGAGGUGGCGGCGGACAGCGGGGGCACCUGCAGCACGCCGUGGCACUUCCAGACCAUGGCGCUGGGUCCCAGGCUGGCAGCGUGGAAGUCCAACCUGAAGUACCUGGGCAUCUCGCUCGGGCUCCCCGCCGUCGCCGCCGUCAUCUACCAGCUGAGCAAAAGGAGGGCCCGGCAGCUCCUCUUCCCCCCGCUGCCCAAGCCCGUGGGCAGCAGAGCCAUCCAGUUCUCGGCCAGCGAAAUGAGCCAGGACAGGCCCUGGAAAGGCUUCGCGGAGCCCUCGGAGAAAUUCUACCUCGCCGAGCUGCUGGUGACGGAGCUGAGCCCCGAGAAGGAGGCGGCCGGCGGCACGAGGCCCCGCACGCCGCAGCCCAGCCCCAAAGAACUGACGGAGCUGGGGCAGCCGGGCUGCAAGAGGGAGCUGCCCGUUGAGUACCGGCGGCAGGAGGUGCUGAGCCCGCUGCCGAGCCCAGCACCGGCAGAAUCCGGGGGGGGUCCCACCUGCAGCACCGGGUGCUCCGGCCACCAAACGGAGGAAGGCGCGGGGAGUUGGGGGCUUCCCUAGCCGCUGGUUCCCUUCGCCCUGCUCAUCCCCGACAAGCCCAUCACCAUCAGGGACGAGGAGGGCUCGGAGCUGCUGCAGGAGAAGUCGGUGCUGUUGUGAGCGCGGGGAUGGGGCAGGAGGGGGACGAGGGGGGUCCCACGGGCACCCGGGGGGAUGCUGAGCACCCAUAGGGGGGAUGCUGAGCGCCCACCCCGAGGCAUGGCCCCAUGGGCUUGCGGCACUUUCUGGGGGGUUUCUGAUUUCCAGGAGCUGCUGCUGAAUACAUCAAUACAGCCCGUGGUGCUGUGCCUGGCAAGGCACAGAGCCCUUAGCAAUAGAACCCGAGGGCAGGGAGCUGUGGACCCGGCUGGGGACGUUUCCUCAGCCACGGGAAGGCCGCUUCGGGACGGCGUCGGAGAGCGAACGCCUCGAGCCAGCCCCUGCAGGAUGGGGGCACAUCCAACCCCAACUGAUCACCGGCUGUUCCAGGCUGUAAAAAUUAAAGAAAAACCAAACGCACGAA
Molecule: messenger RNA, 3410 nt
Organism: Oxyura jamaicensis (ruddy duck)
Lineage: Eukaryota; Metazoa; Chordata; Aves; Anseriformes; Anatidae
Gene: IL12RB1
Product: interleukin 12 receptor subunit beta 1
Exons: 15
Coding region: 905-2908 (667 amino acids)
Molecular function (GO): protein binding
Source: RefSeq, a predicted model, not a curated record